Molecule: messenger RNA, 912 nt
Organism: Hypoxylon fragiforme
Lineage: Eukaryota; Fungi; Ascomycota; Sordariomycetes; Xylariales; Hypoxylaceae
Product: NAD(P)-binding protein
Exons: 4
Coding region: 1-912 (303 amino acids)
Biological process (GO): triglyceride catabolic process; phosphatidic acid biosynthetic process
Cellular component (GO): lipid droplet; endoplasmic reticulum
Molecular function (GO): triacylglycerol lipase activity; acylglycerone-phosphate reductase (NADP+) activity
Source: RefSeq, a predicted model, not a curated record
AUGUCAGUAGGCCCUAAGCCUGGACAGAAGACGGUUCUCGUCACUGGCUGCACACCUGGGGGCAUUGGACAUGGCCUUUGCCUGGAGUAUCAUCGUCAAGGCUUACAUGUCAUUGCCACCGCGAGAAGACCGGAAGUCCUGGCAGAGCUAGCCGCUAUGGGUAUGAGCACCCUUGCAUUGGACGUUACCGAUGGUGAAAGCAUCAAGAAAUGCCACGGCGAGGUUUAUGAGAUUACCGGGGGUAAGCUCGACAUUCUCGUGAACAAUGCUGGUCGCACGCACACCCAUCCCGCAACCGAUAUAUUACUCCCAGAUGUCCGCCAGACUUUCGAGACAAAUGUCUUCGCCAUUAUGGCCAUGGUACAAGCCUUCGUUGACCAGCUAAUUGCCGCCAAGGGUCUCAUCGUCAAUAUCUCUUCUCUCUCUGCCGUGACGCCCUAUGUUUUCGGGUCCGUUUACUGCGCCAGCAAGGCGGCGGUGGCGGCAUACUCGCGUACCCUGCGAAUGGAGCUAGCGCCCUUUGGUGUCCGGGUUAUGGUCUCCAUGACUGGCACCGUCAAGAGCAACACUGCCAGCCAGUCCCUUCGCGCCUUGCCCGAGAACAGCCUCUACAGCCGCGCCAGGGAAAUCUUCGAAUGGAGGGUAGUAUUCAGUCAGCAAAACUCGACCAUUCCCACGGAAGUUUUCAGUAGGAGGUUGGUCAGUGACUCCCUCCGCCCAGAAUGGCCAGCCUUCUUACGCAGCUGGUUCGGCCGCCCUGACUGGUUCUGGUUUGGUGGCAAAGCAUCAAUUGUAUGGCUUGGUACUUGCUUGGGUGAGUGGCUUAUCGACGCUGUUUGUUGGGGCACGUUCCGUAUGAGCGAGAUUGCAAAACUGGUUGCCCAAGACGAGGGACAGAAAAAGCUCCAGUGA